This is a messenger RNA of Aedes albopictus (Asian tiger mosquito), 3176 nucleotides long. It is a transcript of the gene Lon, whose product is annotated as lon protease homolog, mitochondrial. The transcript has 8 exons. Gene Ontology annotation, cellular component: mitochondrial matrix. Gene Ontology annotation, biological process: protein catabolic process; protein quality control for misfolded or incompletely synthesized proteins; mitochondrion organization. The record is from RefSeq and is a predicted model, not a curated record. NCBI's taxonomy places the organism in Eukaryota, Metazoa, Arthropoda, Insecta, Diptera, Culicidae. Bases 132 to 3062 code for a protein of 976 amino acids. Gene Ontology annotation, molecular function: ATP binding; single-stranded DNA binding; ATP hydrolysis activity.
CGUUCGUUUCGCAAAACAUGCUAGCUGAUGUAACAUUUUAGUUGAUAAUUUUAAUCGAAAUAUAAGUGACGGUCAGUGCGAAUUAUUGUUAAAUUACCAUCGGAACAAAUUGUGGAGGAGUGGUGAUCAAAAUGAACCAACUAUUGUGUAGAAUUAGCCGGCCAACGGCGAAAGUUUUAGUUCGCCAUGUGAAGUCCCAUUCCAGUGUCAAUGUGCUGCGACAAAUUGGUUCCAAUGCAACAACAACCGGAGUCACCGUUGGUCGGAGUGAGCGCGCUUUGGUGGACCGUGCCCGAGGGAUGUUGACGAGAAACUGCUGGAACAGUGUGCCGAUGCAAAGUGCACUGCGCUCAGUUACGGUUCUGAGCUCGCGGACUUUCUGCAGCAAACGAGAUCCAGACGAGGACGAAGCGGGCACAGACCCGGAACCGGUACAGUUUUCCAGUCAGCUGCCGGCCACGGUGGCAAUUCCCGAGGUUUGGCCCCAUCUACCGGUGAUUGCUACCAAGCGGAAUCCUGUGUUUCCGAGGUUCAUGAAGAUUUUGGAGGUUACAAACCCGAUGCUGAUAGAUUUGAUCAGACGAAAGGUCAAGCUAAAUCAGCCAUAUGCCGGAAUUUUCCUCAAGAAAGACGACGAAAAUCCCAACGAAGUGGUGGACAACCUGACGGAGAUCUAUAACGUUGGCACGUUCGCACAAAUCCAGGAAAUGCAAGACCUGGGUGACAAACUACGCCUCGUAGUGACUGCUCAUCGGCGGAUCAAAAUCGUUGGCCAACUGUACGAAGAUCUGGAUGCCUCUCUGGAGGGAAAACAAAUGACCAUUAAAUAUCCGUUCUUUAAAACGCAAAUCAAUGUCUCAGUGGACGAGAGUGACGCCGAAAAGCGACGGCGGAAGCACAAGAACCGCAACAAGAAGGUGAUCCGGAAUACCAACAACGACAGUACGGUGGAUGGAGAACCAGUGGAGGAACCUCCGAAGAGGCGACUGCUUAAAGAUGGCGAACAGCAACCAGUGCUGAUGGUGGAAGUGGAAAACGUCAAGCACGAAUCGUUCAAGCACACCGAAGAAGUUAAGGCCCUGACACAGGAAGUGAUCAAAACCAUUAGGGACAUCAUCACGAUGAAUCCGCUUUAUCGAGAAAGCUUGCAGCAAAUGCUAAACCAAAAUCAGCGGGUGGUUGACAAUCCGGUUUACCUGUGUGAUUUGGGAGCGUCUCUGUCCGCGGCGGAUCCACCAGAACUUCAAGAUAUUCUUGAAGAAAUGGAUAUCCCAAAACGGCUGAUGUUGGCGCUGUCUCUGCUGAAGAAAGAACUUGAGUUGUCUAAGCUGCAGGCAAAAAUCGGUCGAGAAGUAGAAGAAAAGGUCAAACAGCAGCACCGCAAAUACAUUCUGCAGGAGCAGCUGAAAGUCAUCAAAAAGGAACUUGGUAUCGAAAAGGAAGACAAGGACGCCAUUGGUGAGAAGUAUCGUGAGCGAAUCAAGGACAAGGUUGUUCCGAAAGCCGUAGCCGAUGUUAUCGAAGAGGAGUUGAACAAGCUCAACUUCCUGGAGAGCCACAGCUCGGAGUUCAAUGUAACCCGGAAUUACCUCGACUGGCUGACGACUUUGCCAUGGGGUGUAAUGAGCGAAGAGAAUCUUGACAUUGAUCGCGCCACGGAAAUCCUCGAUUCCGAUCACUAUGGAAUGGAGGAUAUCAAGAAGCGCAUUCUGGAGUUCAUUGCCGUGAGUCAACUCAAGGGGACAACUCAGGGAAAAAUUCUGUGCUUCUAUGGACCACCGGGUGUCGGUAAGACGAGUAUUGCGCGUUCGAUUGCACGUGCCUUGAACAGAGAGUACUUCCGGUUUAGUGUUGGUGGAAUGACCGACGUCGCUGAAAUCAAAGGCCACCGGAGGACGUACGUGGGGGCUAUGCCAGGAAAGCUGAUUCAGUGCCUGAAGAAAACGAAAACGGAAAAUCCGCUCGUUUUAAUCGACGAGGUUGACAAGAUUGGCAAGGGUUAUCAGGGUGAUCCAAGCUCAGCGCUUUUGGAACUUUUGGAUCCGGAGCAGAACGUUAACUUCCUUGACCACUACCUCGAUGUUCCAGUUGACUUAUCCAAAGUGUUGUUCAUUUGCACUGCCAACGUUAUUGAAACCAUUCCAGAGCCGCUGCGCGAUCGAAUGGAAAUGAUCGAUAUGUCAGGUUACGUAGCCGAAGAGAAGGUAGCCAUCGCCAAGCAAUACCUCAUCCCGCAAGCGAAAAAGAAUUGCGGUCUCGAGGACAAGCACAUCAACAUUACCGACGAAGCCCUGAACGUGCUGAUUCGCUCCUACUGCCGAGAGUCCGGUGUGCGGAAUCUACAAAAACAGAUCGAAAAAGUUGUUCGCAAGGUUACAUUUAAAAUUGUUCGAAAAGAAGUCGAAUCUGCCGAGGUCACCGGAGAAAAUCUCACCGAGCUGCUGGGAAAACCGAUAUUCACCCACGAUCGAAUGUACGAUUCGACGCCACCGGGAGUGGUCAUGGGCCUGGCGUGGACCGCCAUGGGAGGUUCUGCCCUGUACAUCGAAACUGCCAAACGAAAGCUGAUCGAAGCCAAGGACAAAGUUGGAGAUGGUUCGCUGGAGCUUACCGGUCAUUUGGGUGAUGUCAUGAAAGAAUCGGCGCGGAUUGCACUUACUGUGGCGCGAAACUACAUUAAACAGCAUGAUCAGAGUAAUAAUUUCCUGGAAUCUAGUCAUAUUCACUUGCACGUUCCGGAGGGAGCUACGCCCAAGGAUGGUCCCAGUGCCGGUGUUACGAUAGUUACCGCGUUAUUAUCCCUCGCUAAGGGUACUCCUAUCCGGCAGAACGUUGCCAUGACCGGGGAAGUAUCGCUUAUGGGUAAGGUUCUACCGGUUGGAGGCAUCAAGGAGAAAACAAUUGCUGCCAAACGGAGUGGAGUUGAUUGUAUAAUCCUGCCGGAAGAAAACAAAAAGGAUUACACCGAUCUGCCGACAUACAUUACCGACGGACUAGAAGUGCAUUUUGUUGAUCAUUAUUCGGAUGUGUAUAAAAUUGUGUUUGCCGAGGGCGGCAAAUAGGGGAAGGGAAACAGUCUAGGACUAGUGUACAGCUUCAGUGAAGUUAGUUAGCUACAUCAAUGAUAAGGCUCUCGUUAAGAAAUCAAAUAUAGGCGAUACCAGCUAUGAAAUUAA